AUGGCUCUCUUUGUCAUCCUGGUGAUUUGCCUGUCUUGUUUGAUUUUUCUUUCCCUGUGGAAUCAGCACUAUGGCAAAGGGAAGCUCCCACCUGGACCCUCUCCUCUUCCAAUUGUUGGAAAUGCUUUGCAAGUGGAUAUUAAAAAUAUCAGCAAAUCUCUGAGCCUGCUAGCAAAAGAAUAUGGCCCUGUGUUCACUGUGUAUCUGGGCAUGAAGCCCACGGUGGUGCUGCAUGGAUACGAAGUAUUGAAGGAAGCUCUGGUUGACCGGGGAGAUGAGUUUUCUGGCAAAAUGCAAUCAUCAUUACUCAGUAAAGUCAGCCAAGGGUUAGGCAUCAUUUUCAGCAAUGGAGAAAUAUGGAAGCAAACGAGGCGUUUCUCCCUCAUGGUCUUAAGGUCUAUGGGGAUGGGAAAGAAAACUAUCGAAGACCGAAUUCAGGAGGAAGUCCUUCAUCUAUUGGAAGCACUGAGAAAAACCAAUGGGUCUCCCUGUGACCCUAGCUUCCUUCUGGCCUGUGUUCCCUGCAAUGUGAUCUCUGCUGUCAUUUUCCAGCAUCGUUUUGACUACAAUGAUGAGAUAUUCCAAGAGUUUGUGGAGAAUUUUUAUAGAACUGUUAAAACUUUAGCAUCACCUUGGGCUCAGCUGUGCAGUGCCUACCCUGUGUUGUACCGUCUCCCAGGAAGCCAUAACAAAUUCUUUAAACAUGUAACUGAACAGAGAGAGUUUAUUUUGAAGGAAAUAAAAAGGCAUCAAGAAUCUCUGAACCUCAGUAACCCUCAGGACUUUAUAGACUAUUUCCUGAUUAAAAUGGAAAAGGAAAAACAGAAUAAAAACUCAGAAUUUACCAUGGAAAACCUGGUCAUCACCAUAUCGGACCUUUUUGGUGCGGGAACAGAGACAACAAGUUCCACAAUAAAAUAUGGGAUUUUGCUCCUGCUGAAGCAUCCAGAGGUCACAGCUAAAAUUCAAGAAGAAAUUACACGUGUGAUUGGCAGACAUCGGAGCCCCUGCAUGCAGGACAGGAACCACAUGCCCUACACAGAUGCUGUGCUGCAUGAGAUCCAGAGAUACAUUGACUUUGUUCCCAUUCCCUUGCCUCGUAAAACAACACAGGAUGUGGAAUUCAGAGGAUACCACAUUCCCAAGGGCACAAGUGUAAUGGCAUGUCUGACAUCUGUCCUACAUGAUGAGAAAGAAUUUCCCCACCCAGAGAAGUUUGACCCUGGCCACUUUCUGGAUGAGAGAGGCAACUUCAAGAAGAGUGACUACUUCAUGGCUUUCUCAGCAGGCAAAAGAUCUUGCCUUGGAGAAGGUCUGGCCCGCAUGGAGAUGUUUUUAAUCCUGACCAACAUUUUACAGCAUUUUACUUUAAAACCUCUGGUCAAUCCAGAGGACAUUGAUACCACCCCAGUUCUAACUGGCCUGUUGUCUUUGCCUCCAUCCUAUGAGCUCUGUUUCAUUCCAGUCUGA
Peromyscus californicus insignis is the source of this 1470-nucleotide messenger RNA. Its product is annotated as cytochrome P450 2C70. Gene Ontology annotation, cellular component: intracellular membrane-bounded organelle; cytoplasm. The record is from RefSeq and is a predicted model, not a curated record. NCBI's taxonomy places the organism in Eukaryota, Metazoa, Chordata, Mammalia, Rodentia, Cricetidae. The transcript has 9 exons. Gene Ontology annotation, biological process: xenobiotic metabolic process. Gene Ontology annotation, molecular function: oxidoreductase activity, acting on paired donors, with incorporation or reduction of molecular oxygen, reduced flavin or flavoprotein as one donor, and incorporation of one atom of oxygen; heme binding; iron ion binding. Bases 1 to 1470 code for a protein of 489 amino acids.